Molecule: messenger RNA, 1966 nt
Organism: Nasonia vitripennis (jewel wasp)
Lineage: Eukaryota; Metazoa; Arthropoda; Insecta; Hymenoptera; Pteromalidae
Product: transmembrane protein 42
Exons: 4
Coding region: 808-1218 (136 amino acids)
Source: RefSeq, a predicted model, not a curated record
UCUCGCGGCGGCCUCCAGCAACAUGACGCUGUCACUGAAGAAGAUGUGCCUCUUGCUGCUGGUGUGUCUGGUUUGGUGACGCAGCCAUUCCUUCUCUCGCUGUCUCCAGACCUUGAGCUGCUGCAGUCGCCUGUGCCUGGCCAGAUGCAGUCGCUCUUGUGUGGUGAGCCUCUCGACGUGCACCAUCUCUGACACCAGAUCAGCAUGCUCCAUGGUUAAGUACUUGUGGUUUUUGCAGCUAUAUUUACCUGCAAACAAUAAUAAAUAUUAAAAUCAAAUCAUCAAGACAUUCUUACAACUUCUCAAGAAAAUAAAAUAAUAUGUCAAAGUAAUGGACCAAAAUUAUGGGUCGACAGAUUUGUGAAUAAAACUCUUGAGGAUGCAGAGAAGAAAUACAAAUAAAAUUGGAUGGGAACCGAUUCAUUAUACCUUUUUGUCUGCACCGUAGAGAUUUCAUCUUGGUGUACCUUAAGAUUUUGUGUAAGAAGCCGAAAAUCAUACUUUUAGAAAAACAGUGAAGAAGAGAGAGCAAUUGCGUUGGCUUGUUCCCAACUGUGGCAUGAUAAUGAAGAGGAUAGCGUGUUUCUGCUCCCCUCUGGACUUUAUCUGCUGCUAGGCAGACAAGUAAGCCUUGCGACAAUAUUUGCACAAGUGUUCUGAUGAAUAAAAAGUCCCUGUGCACAUGUAAUCAAGCGCCAUCAGUUUGAAUCUGCCUCUGAGAGGGCCAAAAGCAGGGCUUCACAAGUUACCAGAAUGUUCAAAAAAUUUAGAGUAACGACCCCCUAAAACGAUACCCCAGCGCGGCAAAUGGCCACCGCGAAGACCGAAUCGAAGAUGCACUUGGCAGUGGUGUCCGGACUCUUCGCGACCAGCGGAGGUGUUUUGGGCAAACUCGCCGGAUUUUACGAGAUGUCGGAUUUCUGGAGUCUGAUGGCAAAAGUGAUACUGCUCCUGGCAAUGGUGACGAGCAACACUAUCGGCUGCACGCUGUUCGUCAAGGCGCUCGCGGGCUCGGGCUCAUCGCUCCCGGCCACCGUCGCAAGCUCCACCGUCAACUACUUCUGUUCCGCACUGGUGGGCCAGCUGGUCUUCGGCGAGUCGACGUCGUUGCGCUGGUGGUGCGGCACCUCGAUAGUACUGCUCGGGCUGCUGCUCAUCUGCUACUCGCCGGCCUCCUCCGAGCAACGCCGCCAGAAGGAGGAACGCAAGCGGCAGUAAAUUGCGCGCACGCGGACUAUCCGCCGCUGCGCUGCUCUGUAUCGCUGCUGGCUAUGUGUAUAGGCGUAUAUACUCUGUGUACACUGACUCGAGAGAGAGAGAGAGCUCUAGCGUUGCGGACCAGUUUGAAGAUUAAUUUCAUCGUGUAAUGGAGCCAUUCGUUCUUCCGAGUAUUAUGUACUGUAUAUAUAGCGUUGAAAAAAAUCUUCCCGUGUAUAGUAUAAGAAAUUUAUGCGAGAUACUGGAAGCGGAUUAUUAGGAGGUAUACGUUCACGUGUGUAUUAUGUAUAAAGUAUACAGUGGAUGCAAGUGCGGUAUAUACAUUCUCGGCGAGCUAGUUUGGCGGGAUUUUACGGUUGAGCGCUGCGCGGAAUUGGGUCUCUCCUCGCUGCGAGAAAUUUUUCUUUUUCCCGCGAUUCGGAUGGAGAAUAUAAAUAAGCCGAUACGCUUAGCUUAUUUUGAGUAGGUGAAUUUUAAAAAAUACCGUGUGCACGGUAAAUGGAGCUUUUAUUGUACUUUUUUAAAAUCUGACGAAACGCACCGAUCUUUCUUGCGAACAUCGAUCGAGGCUAUGCCAAAGUUCUUCAUAGAUAAAAAAAGGUUGUCUAUGGAUCAACAUUUUCGAGACGAUACAUCGCGGCGACCAAGUAGGUCGUGUGCCGCGAAAACAUUUAUAACGCGCGUACGGGCGUGUAUUUUUGUAAUUUAACGUAAUCCUGCUUGAAAAAUAAACGCUGUAAACUUUUAA